This is a messenger RNA of Arabidopsis thaliana (thale cress), 934 nucleotides long. RefSeq names its product TPRXL. Lineage: Eukaryota; Viridiplantae; Streptophyta; Magnoliopsida; Brassicales; Brassicaceae. Gene Ontology annotation, cellular component: plasma membrane. The transcript has a single exon. Gene Ontology annotation, molecular function: kinase inhibitor activity. The record is from RefSeq and is marked reviewed. The coding region runs from base 13 to 693 and encodes 226 amino acids.
ACACCAAAAGAAAUGGAGAAUCAUCGAGUAACAACAAACUCCGACGAGCCACCACCGGAGUUUGAGUUCGGAUCGUUGACUCCAACUUCUCCGUCGCAAGACUCUUUCUCAGAGAAUUCUCCCGCCGAUCAUCUCUUUUUCAACGGCCGUCUCUUGCCACACGCAUUCCCGGCGGCGAGCAGUAUUUAUACAAAGCGGUCAAUCUCGAGUACGACCAGCGAAUACACCUCCCGGUGCAAUAGUACGAACAGCAGCAGUAGUUUUGGUAGUAACAACAGCUCAACUUCUCAAUCUCCGAGAACGAGCUAUUCAACCAGUAACAAGAACAACAGCCCCAUUAAUCAAGAGCCACUGGAUUUGAAGUUGAAGCCUCCAAUUAGCAGAUGUGACAAAACCGUAAAUACGAUGAGCAGUAGCUCCUACUCGUCGCCACAACACAAGAGAAGGAAGGCGAUGGAGAUGGCGACAACGUCUCUGUACAGGUCGUAUUCAUCGCAGCGGUGGCAAUAUAUAACUCCGGUACCGGUGAGAAUGAGUGGAGGGAUAAGGGUCGGUGGCCGGAAGAAGAAGGCGGUGAGGGUGAGGAAGAAGACGGAAGAGAGAAGGGUGAGUAGGGUGAUGAAGUUGUGGAGAAAACUUUUGAUGGCGGCUAUUUUUGUUUGUAGAGAGUGUCAUGCAUUGGAGGGAGCUUGAGUGAGACUUGUGAUUUUGUGACGUGGUUAUGAUUAAGAAAGUAUUGAUUGUUCAAUAGUGAAGACUUGUGACACUGUGACGUGGUUAUAAUUAUGAACAUAAGUUACAUAACGAAAGUAUUGAACUAUUGAUUGUUCAACAGUAAGCAAAAACUCUAUUGGGCUUGUGGGUUUUCACUUUUCACAAUUGUGUAUCUAUAUAUUUUUCUUUGAUUACUUGUAAAUAGAAAUAUCUUUACUAC